CAAAAUUGGCACGUCCAAUGCAAGUGCCAGGAAGAGGGCUACUUAGAGUUUCAUGUGGUCAGUGCACCAACGCUCAAUGCGCCGCGAUCACACCUUCCCCAAAUUCUAUGAGCUUGGCAACCCUGCGUCACAUCGUCACAGCUCGACGAUCGGACAGUUAUCUUCCUCUUACCCUCUUCCACUUCAACGUCUCUCAGGAGAGGGAAGCUACGAACGCGGAUAUUUAUGCCUUUUUCGAUCGGCCUACUGCAAGCCUGUCCAACAUGUGACCUGGUUCUCGGCCCUAUCAAGAGGCUUGUACUCCGUGAUUGAGGCAGUCGUCACGACCCGCCGCAUAACAAGCGCGUCUCAUCCGGCCCUCACGAGCAACCACCACGGCCGUUCGGUCCGCCUAAUUUCUUGGGCUAUCGUUACUUCGCUUGCACAGCGUUGACUUUCCCACAACCGUCAACAUGCCGACUGCAAUGCACCCCCAGGCUAAAUUUGAUCCAAUCCCCCCGGACUUGGAUCUACACGGUCUCGUCGACCGAAGUUCCAAUUUCGACUGGGUCGUUCGAAUCUCUACAGCUCAGAUCCGGCGACUCGGCCCAUCCGGCUUCGAAAAGCUCGUACAGCUCCAUGUCAUUGAAAGCGGCAAGCCUUUAGUUAUUGAAGGUUGGAAUAAGGUUCUGCCUGAAUCUCUGUUCAGCGCCAAAUGGCUGGAGAAGACACAUGACAAGACACAGGAAAACGUUCGCGACAUCAACCACCAGACGGACAUUCCCAUGACGAUGGGCCAUUAUCUUCGAUCAAUGCGACAACUGACAAACCAGUGGACCCCAAACAACUUCCGAGAUGAGCGACGCCAAAGACUGUACUUGAAGGAUAUCGACUGCCCCACGGAAUGGUAUGAACAUUUGAAGAAGGUGAUUCCUCCAAACGUCUUCUACAUGAACGAGAACGUAAGCGAGAACCCGGCCGAGAGUUUGCGUAACGACGAUAUUUUUGGCGCCGCAGAACCAACAGCUGCCGUCGCUGGUGAUUUGAUGAGUUGUUUGGCCGAGGACAUGCGUGCUCAGAAUCUUAUGUGUUACAUCGGUCACGAAGGAACGUAUACGCCAGCCCACAAGGAAAUGUGCGCUAGUUUGGGGCAGAACAUUAUGGUUAACGCCUCGGGAGAUGAGAAAGGAGAAAAACCCGGUAGCUCCAUUUGGUUUAUGACUGAAACCAAAGACCGGGAGGUAGUGCGCGAGUACUUCCUUUCCAUGCUUGGCCACGACAUCGAGAUUGAGAAGCACUUUGCACAGAUUAAUGCUUGGAAGAAGGCAAAUUUCCCCGUUUAUAUCGUCGAGCAAAAGGUCGGAGAUUUCAUUCUCAUUCCCCCGUUGGCACCUCAUCAGGUAUGGAAUCGAGGAACACGGACAGUGAAAGUGGCUUGGAAUCGGACGACUGUUGAGACAUUAGAUCUGGCUCUUCACGAAGCUCUGCCUAGAGCGCGACUUGUCUGCAGAGAUGAACAGUACAAGAAUAAGGCUAUCAUUUACUUUGCGCUUGAAAAGUACUACAACAAGCUAGAAGGUGCUGAGAAGAACGUUGAAGUCGGCCUCCUGGGUCUCGGCCAAGAGUUGACGCAAAAUUCGCCCCGCCUGAGGCAAAUGGCCAACGAUUUCCGGCGGCUAUUCGGCCUCUUCACCGAGAUUUUGGUGGAUGAGAUGUUUGGCCCCAAACACACUGAUGUUGAGCUCAUCAAAUUCGACUCCAACAUCACGUGCUCAUAUUGCAGAUCCAAUAUCUUCAACCGAUUCUUGACCUGCAAAUGCUGUGUACGUCAGCUUAUCAAUGGAGAUGAGGACACUUAUGACAUCUGCUUGGAAUGCUACGUGAUGGGCCGCUCCUGCGUCUGUAUAUCGGGGCUGCAGUGGUGCGAGCAAUGGCGUUGGUCCGAUCUCGUUGAAAAACACGAACAAUGGCGCGCCAUGGUCAUCAAACAAGAUGGCUUUGUGGAUAUCGAGCACUCCCCUCAACCGCUUGAGCUUGCGCGCAAGAAGUCUGGGAAGAAGUCUGUAGCGCAGAUUUGUCAGGAACAGCUUCGAAGACGUCCGUGGAACGACAUCACCAAGGCAGCCGAGCAAGCUCCUCCGGAGGGGUCAGAACCAGAACCCGAAGUUGACGAUGAAGGUCGUGUCAAAAAGAAGCUCAAAUAUAAGCGCAAGACAAAGCAGGGCGAGAUUCAUCGUUGUCACGUUUGUUGCCACAAGGACUAUACGUUCAAGCUCAACUACUGCACCACAUGCCAAGAGGCAUACUGCUAUGGUGUGCUCUGGAGAGCAUUCGACACUAUGCCGCAAUCUGCUAUGGAACAGGAAAACUGGCAAUGUCCGAGGUGUCUCGGCAUCUGCAAUUGUGGUGCCUGUCGGAGAACGGGAAAAAUGAAUCCCUAUGUACCCAAAAAUACUCUCCUCGGUCAUGACACGCGGCACAUCGCCGAUGACCGCAGUGUUGAGUCUAUCGUCGACUUCCGUGUUCAUAACCUUAACUGGCUGAAGGGUGCUGGUGAAGAGACGCGAAGUAAGGACACCAAACGCAUGCAGAGACUACGUGAACAGGCAGAUGCUGAGAAAGCCAAGGAUCCUCUGGCUUCGUUGUCUGCGCAAGACGCUUCGCACGAGAUGGACUCAGCUAUGCACGACACUUCCACAAACGGUUAUGGAGAUCAAAGUCAAGCCUUGGGUCUCGGUGGUAUGCCGAUAUAUAAUGGCGAGUCCUCGAAUGCGCAUCGCGAUCCCACAACGGAAGAGGGCGGAAGCCGUGUUGAAGUGGCCGACAUGUCUGGCAUGCCGAACGAGGAGAGCAAUUCGAUAUAUCCCGAGCCGUCUUCGUACCCUGACCCCACAAUGGGUACUCGUAUGAUGGGCAUGGGCUUCUAUGAGCAGGAUGAUAGCGCCGAUAAGAUUCUUUUCGAUGCUUUUCAAAUACCUUCCACGGAUGCACUCAACAACGAGCCGGAGAUGUCGGAGUUCGUCAAGAAGACGCUACGGCUUGCCAAGCGGAAAGCAAGACUUGAGAAUGACGAUGAUCCGGACUUCCAAGGUCCGAAAAUUCACCAUCGCAAGAAGCCAAAGACAGGCAACAUUGAUCAACUAGUCAAUCUAGAUCCGGCUUUGCUUGGUUCUCUGGGUCAAGAUAGCAGUACAAGCACACCCAUUCGACCGGAUGCCCAAGAUGGGUCUAGAGAAGCAACUGCUACUGAAAACGGUCAACAGAGUGAGUUUGUCACGCCUCUACCUCGGCUGAAGCCGGCUCGACCUCCUCUUCCGGUAGAACCUCUGAAUCCGACACUGCGCCAUGCCAGGCCGGUGCAAUCGUAUGCAGAAGCCGAAGAGCCAGCAGAUGACCCUGAUGACAUUAUCCCGGCUUUCACUAUGCCCUCGAGAGAAAAUAAAGAGAAGGAGGACGGAAAUUCGAGCAAGAAUCCAAUUGAUCUGGCUGCAGAUGCCGUCCGUGCGCUCUCCCAAAUGGAUGGUGACGGUGGCCAAAAUGACACACCCCAGCAAGGGCCCAAGAGACGAGGUAGACCCCCGAAAUCAGGGAGCUCAUUGCCUGAGAGUGGCAAGAAAAGGGCAGGUCGCCCACCCGGGUCUCGCAAUAAACCUCGUCCGUCCAGCUUGAGUAACGUCGACAGGAAUGAGAACCCUGCAAUGCUGGAUGGCAGCGAUGUCGAACAGAACAAUCAAGUUACAAACCAGGACAAGACAGACACCAAUUCUCCAGCUAGUGCUCCCAUCAAAAGAGGACGAGGUCGACCACCAAAGGGGUCCCUGGGACUGGCAGCGCCGCGGUCAGCACCUGAACCGGCUCCUGUUUCAGAAUCAGAAUCAGAAUUCGAGCUCAAACUCGUCCGACCUCCUAAGGGUGAAAUGAUGUCCAUGGCGGAACGCAUGGCAGCCCGUGGGAAGAAGAUAAAGAUUCGCGCCAAAUCCAGAAACGGCGAGAGUAAUUUCCCAACUAAUCAGCCUAACGCCCAUGCGUCCGUCCAUGGCCCAGUCCCGCCAACGGAGUCAGAGGACACACCUGUGGCAGAUGCUGAUGAGGUUCCGUCCGAAUCGGCCACUAAGCGUGGCCUUGGCCGUAGCGAAUCGGUGGAUAAUGACUUGAAGGCACCGGAGCCCGAGGCCGGGUCUUCGGAGGCGAGUUCGACGCCAGAAAAGCAGCCUGUAUUUGCUGUGCGGCCCGUGCAAAAAUCAGGUCCCACGAUUGUGAGAUUAGACUAUUCGGAUGACAAUAGUACUUCGAACAGCGACAGUGUCAGUGAUUCUGAUGACUCAGAUGAAAUUCCAGCACAACGGCACUUUGCCGUUCGUGGGGGCGGCAGGGGUCGGGGACGAGGGCGAGGUCGCGGCAGAGGGCGGGGUAACACGUCGGGGGUUGCGUGA
This is a messenger RNA of Pseudomassariella vexata, 4412 nucleotides long. RefSeq lists its product as uncharacterized. The record is from RefSeq and is a predicted model, not a curated record. The transcript has 3 exons. Gene Ontology annotation, molecular function: DNA binding. The coding region runs from base 453 to 4412 and encodes 1319 amino acids. Lineage: Eukaryota; Fungi; Ascomycota; Sordariomycetes; Amphisphaeriales; Pseudomassariaceae.